AUAAAUAAACCACUCUUUUUACACAAAUUAUAAAACUUUAUUUUAUGCAUAAUAAUAAAAAUUAAUUAAAUCGUGCAACGCACGAGUCUAAUCUAGUUGAACACUUAUAUUUAAAAAAAAAUAAAAAAAAAUCUAAUUUCCCCAAUUGCAAUAUAUAUUUCUUUAAUAGAAUUAAAAUUUUCAAAACACAAGUGAAAAAAUGAUACUUGUUAUUUGAAUUAAAAAAUUCGUCAAAAAAAAAAUUGCUUAAUUAUAGUGUUUAGGCUGGGUACAACUGUACAAAUUGCUUCAACGGAUACAAUUAUACAAAUAUCAUCAACGGUAAAAAAAAAACCGCGUAAUUAAACCGCCAAACGUAUUACGCGGUUUAUUGCGUAUAAACCUAUUAUUGUGCCGUUAUACCGCACUCACUCCCGCUCUCUCUCUCUCUUAGUUUCCCGUUGUAGCUCACUCAACGUUCUUCCUCUCCAUUGAAGCGAACUUAAGGUUCUCCAUUGAAGCAAACUCAACGUUUUCCAUUGAAGCAAACUCCACGUUCUCCAUUAAACAGCCUUCUGUUAAUUUCAAUACUCCAUUUGAAGCAGCUUCUGAGAACCCUUUAAUAUUUGGGUUGAACUAUGAAAGACCACUUCUCUCAGGGCUCAGGACAGCGGCAACCUGUUAAUGAUUCUGGGUCUGCUUCCCUAGAAAGAGCGGAAUCAGCAAAUCAGCCUACUGGCAUUAGAACAUAUCGCUCUCAGGGAAGAAGCUCUGUGCCCAAUGUAGCUUCCAGACGCCGUGGGUCUACUUCCCUAGAAAGUGCGGAAUCAGCAAACCGACCGACAUGCAUUAGAACAUAUCGCUCUCAGGGAAGAAGCUCUGUGCCCAAUGUAGCUUCCAUGCCGUGAUCUUCCUCAUUUAAGGACUCUACCAGUAGAUGAAGUUGCGAUUUUGGAAUUCCCCAACGUUUAUGAAGUAGACUACGAUGUCGAGAGAAACAGUAAUUAUCAUAGGGAUAUGCAAUUGGAUAUUGAUGACAUGCCCUAUGCGGUGAGUUAUCCUCCUUUUCUGGCAGCUCCAGGUACUGUUCCAACAAGUGAUGGUAUGCUUCAUAAUUUUUUGCCAAUAUUCCAAGAAAGUGCAGAGCCAACAAACUGGCCAACAGGCAUUAGAACACAUCGCUCUCAAGGAAUAAGCCUUGUGCCUGCUGUAGCUGUCAGGCGCCCUGAUCUUCCUCGUUUAAGGACUCUUCCAGUAGAUGGAGUUGCGCUUUUGGAAUUUCCAAACCUAUAUGAAGUAGACUACAAUGUUGAGAGCAUCAGUGAUAAUCAGAGGAAUAUGCGUUUGGAUAUUGACAACAUGUCCUAUGUGGAGCUUCUUGCUUUGAGUGAACGUAUUGGGACAGUUUGUAUUGGGUUGACAGAGAAAGACAUCAGAUGCCAUCUGAAAACCAGAAGAUAUAAGAAAUCUACUGCAGCUACUAUCAAUUCAGAGGAGUUGUCAUGUAGCGAUCAAAACAACGAUUUAUGCAUCAUAUGUCAGGAUGAAUAUGAAGAUAAUGAGCAGCUGGGAACCCUAGAGUGUGGACAUGAAUACCAUGUAGAUUGUUUGAAGAAGUGGUUGCUCUUGAAGAACGUGUGCCCGAUUUGUAAAUCAACUGCCUUGGUUCUGGAUCGUUAGGAUAUUGUUGAUGAUGUUAAUAAAACCCUAAGUAGUUGUAAUCAUGUUUAUGGUAUUAAAUUGUUGAUUGAAGUUCCAAUAGUUGAUGUAGAUUUAAAUUGAUUGUGUCUGUUUCUUUGUGUAUGUGUUGUUUGUUUGGUUCUUAUGGCACGAGUGAUGCUGUUGUUUUAAGGUUUCAAUAUAAGGGUGAGGAUGUUGACUUGGUAGUAGAGGAUAUUGACAAAGUAAUGAUUAUUGACUAUUGGGAUAAGGCAAUUGAGAGAAGAAACCACAGCUUAGAAAUCCCACCUUUAUUUGCAUAUAUGUGCACAAGAUGAAACAUUGCCAUUUAAAUAAUGAUAAGGAUUGAUGAUAAUGUUUAGCAAUUUGCUAGGAAAAGAUUUGAUAUACAUAUGGGUGGGAGAAGUUGAGUCAGAAACUGAAUCAGUGAAGACUGCUAGCUUAGGGGUUUGAAGGCAAGUAGGAUAGCAACUGAUUUGAAAAAUACGGUGGGACAUUGUUAAGUCAUCAAGAUCAGGACCGUCUUAACCAUGUUUGGGGCCUUGUGUUAAUUUAAAAUAUGGGCCCUUCGAAUUUCAACAUCUUAACUUAACAAUUUUUCUUUCUCUUAUUCUCAAUCCUUUUUUUAAAAAAAUUAUAAAUCUCAAGGUUUAUUUAUCUAAGUAUAUAAUUUUAUUCUUUUUUGUAAAAAAAAUAACUAAAAUUAUGAUACAACACUUCAAUCAUUAAAGACAAUCUUGAUGGCAGAUGAUUAAAGCAAUAGAGUUUCAACUAAAAAAAAAAAAAAUAUUUAGAGCAUACUACUUUUACCAAAUUUGAACCUUACAAUGAAGAUACAUAACUAAUUAUUCUGAUUUUUAUGCAAAAUUGCAACCUUGCAUAUAGAUGAUUAUAUAAACAUCUUCCUUCUUCAAAAAAAAAAAAAAAAAAAA
Molecule: messenger RNA, 2591 nt
Organism: Chenopodium quinoa (quinoa)
Lineage: Eukaryota; Viridiplantae; Streptophyta; Magnoliopsida; Caryophyllales; Amaranthaceae
Product: probable E3 ubiquitin-protein ligase ZFP1
Exons: 6
Coding region: 997-1659 (220 amino acids)
Cellular component (GO): nucleus
Molecular function (GO): ubiquitin protein ligase activity
Source: RefSeq, a predicted model, not a curated record